This is a messenger RNA of Chinchilla lanigera (long-tailed chinchilla), 2427 nucleotides long. RefSeq names its product ataxin 7 (gene Atxn7). Lineage: Eukaryota; Metazoa; Chordata; Mammalia; Rodentia; Chinchillidae. The record is from RefSeq and is a predicted model, not a curated record.
GGCCCGAGUUGGACGAAAGUUUGAAGGAGUUUGGGAAAAACCGCGAAGUCAUGGGGCUCUGUCGGGAAGACAUGCCAAUAUUUGGUCUCUGUCCAGCCCAUGAUGAUUUCUACUUGGUGGUGUGUAACGACUGUAAUCAGGUUGUCAAACCGCAGGCAUUUCAGUCACAUUAUGAAAGAAGACAUAGCUCAUCCAACAAGCCUUCUUUGGCCGUUCCUCCCACUUCAGUAUUUCCCUUCUUCCCUUCUCUGUCCAAAAGCAAGGGAGGCAGUGCAAGUGGAAGCAGCCGCUCUUCCAUUGGAGGGGCUGUGAGCGCAUCCUCGUCCAGCUCCAGGUCACUAAAGUCACCCAAAGAGAAACCGCAGCUCAGGGGGAACACCAGGCCAAUGCACCCCAUUCAGCAGAGCAGAGGCCCCCACAGCAGAAUCAUGACGCCCUCGGUGAAAGUGGAGAAGAUUCAUCCAAAGAUGGAUGGAGCACUACUGAAACCCGCGGCGGUGCCGCCGUGCCCCGCUGCCGUGAGUUCCUCAGUCAAGCCUGGCCUUAACUGCCCCUCAAUACCAAAGCCAGCCCUGCCUUCACCUGGACAGAUGCUGAACGGCAAAGGGCUUUCUGCACCGCCCACUCUGGAGAAGAAGUCUGAAGACAGUUCCAGUAAUAAGAAGUUUUUAAAUAAGAGAUUAUCAGAGAGAGAGUUUGAUCCUGACAUCCACUGCGGGGUCAUUGAUCUCGACACCAAGAAGCCCUGCACCCGGUCUCUAACGUGUAAGACACAUUCCUUAACCCAGCGGAGGGCUGUUCAGGGUAGAAGAAAACGGUUUGAUGUGUUACUAGCCGAGCACAAAAACAAAACCAGGGAAAAGGAAUCGCUCCGCCAUCUGGACUCGCAGCAACCACUGCAGCCGCUCAGGGACCCGCACGCCGCCCCGCCCCGGACGCCCCAGGAGCCGCACCCGUGCGCCCACGGAGUGACUCCUCCGGAAUCGAAGCCUUGCGUAGCUAGUAAACCGAAACCUCACACCCCCAGUCUUCCAAGGCCUCCUGGCUGCCCUGCCCUGCAAGGUGGGAGUGCCCCCAUCGACCCUCCGUCAGUCCUGGAGUCUCCACAGCCUCCCCUGCCUGCCUCUGAGCCAGCGUCUCGGUUAUCCAGUGAGGAGGGCGAAGGCGAGGACAAAGAAGAGUCUGUUGAAAAACUGGACUGUCAUUAUUCAGGUCAUCAUCCUCAGCCAGCAUCUUUUUGCACAUUCGGGAGCCGGCAGAUCGGCAGAGGCUACUACGUGUUUGACUCCAGGUGGAACCGACUUCGCUGUGCCGUCAGCCUCAUGGUGGAGAAGCAUCUGAACUCACAGCUGUGGAGGAAAAUCCCGCCAGUGCCCAGCGCCACGCCGCCCGUCUCCACCCGCGCUCCUCACCGGACAAGCUCGCUGCCGACGGCACAGUGUGGGCUCGGCUGUCUCGGGGCAGCCACUGUCCCCACGCCGCCUGUGCUGCUCCCGUCUCCCUGCCCCUCCCCGAGCGGCAGGUCAGCACCAGCUCACGGAACCACGCUGAAUGCACAGCCCGCCGCCUCCGGGGCCGUGGACCCUGCGUGCGGCAUGCAGCCCCGGCAGGUGUCCUCGUCCUCGUCCCCGUCCACGCCCUCUGGCCUCUCUUCCGUCCCCUCGUCCCCCAUGUCCAGAAAACCUCAGAAGUUGAAAUCCAGCAAGUCACUGAGGCCCAAGGAGUCUCCUGGCAGCAGCACUAACUGUCACAGCGCCCACAGCAGUGACGGCGGCGGCUCAGGAAGGAAGCGCAGGAACAGCUCCCCACUGUCGGUUCACUCUGCCGCCUCUUCUGCCCAUUCCGUGGAGCCCUUUAGGAAAAACUGUGUGGCCGCCCCCGGGCCUCCCUACCCGCCCCCCGCGACCCCCUCCCACAGCACGGGCCUCAGCUGUGUGACGAACCGCGCGCACUCGGGGAGCCUGCGGCACGAGCAGUCAGGCAGGGGCCCCCCUGGCGGGAGCCCCACGGAGUCCAUCAAGCGCAUGAGUGUGAUGGUGAACAGCGGCGACUCCACGCUCUCCCUCGGCCCGUUUGUCCACCAGGCCGGCGAGCUGCCCGUCAACUCCCACGGCGGUUUUCCCCACUCACACACUCCUCUGGACAAGCUCAUAGGAAAGAAGAGAAAGUGCGCCCCGGGCCCAAGCAGCAUCAACAGCAGCAGCAGCAAACCCAGCAAGGUGGCCAGGUUGCCCCCGGUGAACAACGUCCACAUGAAACACACAGGCACCAUCCCGGGGGCGCAAGGACUGACGAACAGUUCCCUCCUUCACCAGCCAAAGGCACGUCCCUGACAGCCGCGAAUAGCGUGGGGAGGAACCCUCCGGACACUCUUGAGGACAAGUUACACCUGCACGCAGCGCUCUGGACUCCCUGAUGCCUUGAGUC